Molecule: messenger RNA, 1104 nt
Organism: Tupaia belangeri chinensis (Chinese tree shrew)
Lineage: Eukaryota; Metazoa; Chordata; Mammalia; Scandentia; Tupaiidae
Gene: YDJC
Product: YdjC chitooligosaccharide deacetylase homolog
Exons: 4
Coding region: 1-828 (275 amino acids)
Biological process (GO): carbohydrate metabolic process
Molecular function (GO): deacetylase activity
Source: RefSeq, a predicted model, not a curated record
AUGAACAUUCUGGCUAGCAGUGGCCCCAGAGCCCCGCCGCCUCGAGGGGGCCGCGACGCUGUCAGGGGCAGGGGCUGGCACCGAACGCCUGCCUCGUUCGAACGCAGGAGCGGUCUCACCGCAGCAGGAGGAGCCAGCGGUCGGGAGCUGCUCCCCAAGCUCAGAUGUCUCGUCCCUUCCCAGCAGGUGCGGGAGGAGCUGGAGGCCCAGCUAAGCCGCUUUCGGGAGCUGCUAGGCAGGGCGCCCACUCACGUGGACGGGCACCAGCACGUGCACGUGCUCCCAGGCGUCUGCCAGGUGUUCGCAGAGGCGCUGCAGGCCUACGGGGUGCGCUUCACGCGCCUUCCCUGUUCCCCCGGCCCAGCUCCUGGGGCUUGUGUGUCAGUUUCUGCCCCUGCCCUGCUCCCAGCCAGCCCUGCACGUCGCCCAGCCCCGCCGCUGAUGCCCCUGUCCCAUAGGUGGACAGAGGCCUUCGUGGGCAUGAGCACUUGCGGCCGCCACAUGUCUGCUCACCGCGUGAUGGGGGCGCUGGCGCGGGCCCUGGAGGGUAUCCCAGCCGGCCACACCCUGACAGCUGAGUUGAUGACGCACCCGGGCUACCCCAGCGUGCCCCCAAUUGGGGGCUGCGGGGAGGGCCCCGACGCUUUCUCCUGCUCCUGGGAGCGGCUGCAUGAGCUGCGUGUCCUCACUGCACCCACGCUGCGCGCCCGGCUUGCCCAGGACGGGGUGCAGCUCUGCGCCCUCCAUGACCUGGACUCCAAGAGGCCUGGGGAGAGCUUCCCCUACGAGGCCGCUCUGGAACCCUCCAUGGAGCCGCCCCCUCCCUGACUCCUACAGCCAGCCAAGUGCCCAGGAAGGGGGCCAGGAUUAAACCCUGGCCAGGCUGAAACCAGGCCUUGAAGCAGGGCUGACUUCUGGGAUGGGGUGCUGCCAGCUCUGUGCGCAGGUCUUUGUGGCCAGAGUGGCCGCUGCAGCGUGGGCAGCUCCACUUCGCUGCAGGUGGCCCAGUUUGUGUCAUCUGGGUCCUGGACUUCAGAGUAUCUGGUGCCCCAUUAUGGGCAGUGGGGAGAGAUCACUAUAUUAAUAAAAUGUCUUUCUUUUCCA